CCAACUCCGCAGUCGGCAAGCUGGGUAAACUCGAAAAGAACCAGGGACGAGGUUGUGGUGGAUGACAGGGACAGAAACGAGAAGCUCAGGAGAGCCAUACAUGAGCUACAAAUUGUCCGUCCGUACGAAGAGGUCGCAUAUGACGUGUACCGCUUUAAAGACUUCUAA
Messenger RNA from Phanerochaete carnosa HHB-10118-sp, 168 nucleotides. RefSeq lists its product as uncharacterized. The transcript is spliced from 2 exons. The record is from RefSeq and is a predicted model, not a curated record. The annotation marks the transcript as partial. NCBI's taxonomy places the organism in Eukaryota, Fungi, Basidiomycota, Agaricomycetes, Polyporales, Phanerochaetaceae.